AUGAAGCAACUUUUUCAAUUGCGAUCAUCAUCUAUUCGAAAAUCAUUAAUUGGUAUAUUAUUACUCCUUUUAUUAUUAUGGCCAUUACAUUACUUAUAUAAUUAUUAUCCAUUAGAUUCAAGUAAACAAUAUUUUAAUAAUUUAUUUGGUGAUAACAGCAACAAAAAUAAUGGUAAUUCACAAGCCGUGGUCAAUUUAAAUAAAUCACCUAUUAUAUUAUUUCCUACAACGUUUAAAGAAAAUCAAAAUGAACAACAUAAUUUUACCAAUAAAGAAAUUAUAAGAUAUCAAGGUAACUCUUCAGCAAUAAGCUAUGAUCAAUUAAGUUACAACACUACGAAACAUCCAAUUACUCUCCUUCGAGCAGAUUCAAAAUCCAAAUAUUGCUCUAAAAUAAAACAAGAACGAGAUUUAAUCAUAUCUGAUAAUUUUAUAUUUAAUGAAGAUUUUAAAUAUAUGGUUGAAAAAUUAUUAUAUCAAUUAAACCACGAUAGAGCAUUUGUUGAAUUAUCGGGAUUUUUCCAAGGUAAAAUACCUGGUUGGUUAGCCAAAGACGAAUAUAAACCUCAUUUUUAUAAGUUUGCUGGUACUUCAGUCUGGUUAAAAGAAUAUGGUAUACAUUUAAUGGUUAGUAGAGUAUUAUUUAGUAGAAAAGGUAUUAAAUGGUCACCACAAAUUUCAUUAUUAUAUGCACAAAUAUUCGAUAUAAAUUGGCAAGAAUUAAAAGAUAUUGAAUUAGUUAUACCUAUGAUGGAUCAUGAUGGUACUAGACAUAAUGAAGCUAUUAAAUUUCCAAAAUAUUUACCUAUUGCUUAUUAUUAUGAUCAUAAUCAAGUUCGUAGAAGAUGGUAUGGACCUGAAGAUACAAGAAUAAUGUUGGUACAAAAUGAAAUUGGAAAAGAAGAACCAAUAAUUAUAUUUAAUUCUCAUCAUAGAUCAAUCAAAAAUGUAACUCAACCAGAAGGAAAAGAUGAUCAAACAAUUAUAAACUUCCAAUUUCAUAGAUCAAUGUUUAUUGGUUGGCCAUUUAGAUAUCAAUUAGGUAAAGUAAAUACAGAUGGGGCAUCUAAUGAAAAAUUUGAUAAUAUAAGGUAUAAUAAAGUUGCAGAAUUAAAAAUAUGGAACGAAAAAAGGAAAUGGAUCGAAAAAAAUUGGACUCCUUUCAUUGAUCCUUUGGAAAGAGUUAAUGGUGAAGAUAAAUUUAUAUAUUUAGUUUAUCAAUGGGAUGUAUUACAAGUUUUAAAAUGUGAAAUUAGUGAUUUUAAAAUAGGUGAUAUAAGUAGAUGUGAUUUCAUAUAUAAAGAAGAUAAAAAGGUACCGAAAAAAGUCGGUCCAAUAAGAGGCGGUACUGAAAUUUUACCUUUAACUACAAUAAAUCCAAAUUUACAAAAUUAUUGGAUGGGGAUAUUGAGAGCACAUAUAAAUCAUUGUGGUUGUGGAAGAUCAAUGUAUAGACCAAAUUUUUUCAUCCUUAAAAGAGAAGGUGAUAAUUUUAAGGUGCUUUAUUUAUCAUCAUCUAUUUCAUUUAAUAUACCGGUUUCUGGAUGGAGAAACCAUCAUUUAUUAUGUGCUGAAAAAGAUCCAAAUGUAUUAAUACCAAAUGGUAUAUCAAAUUGGGAAAUUGAUUCAAAAACUAAAAAAGAUAUUUUAACCUUGACAUUGUCUGUUGCUGAUGAAAAUAAUAGUUUGAUACAUAUAUAUGGAUUGAAACAAAUGGUGGAAGAAUUAAUUGAAAAAUAUGAUGUUGAAAAAGGUGAUCAUAAUGAAUUAAUGAGUUGUGUUUUAAAAUAUUCAAAAGAAUUUUGUAAAGAAUUUGGUGAAGAACAAACUAGAUUAGGUACAACAGAAGCUAUAUUUAAAAAAAAGGAGAAACUAAAAUCAAAGGCAGACCCAAAGAAAGAGGAACCAAAGAAAGAGGAACCAAACAAAGAGGAACCAAACAAAGAGGAACCAAACAAAGAGGAACCAAACAAAGAGGAACCAAACAAAGAGGAACCAAACAAAGAAGAACCGAAAAAGGAAGAACCAAAGAAAGAAGGGUAG
Molecule: messenger RNA, 2043 nt
Organism: Insectozyma verbasci
Lineage: Eukaryota; Fungi; Ascomycota; Pichiomycetes; Serinales; Debaryomycetaceae
Source: the annotation of a GenBank genome assembly